GGCAUCUUCGAGAUGUGGUCUAGAAUAUAGCUUCAUAGCUGUGGAAUUGGGAUUCAAACGUCAAACGCAUUGAAAAGGAGCUUCCUAAACUGACGUGUCUCACAAUAAAGCAAGUAUAGAAAAAAAAUUCAGCUUCAGUUUGGCCGGUUGCAAUAUACUUUUUGGAGGAAAAGUUUUUUAUCUACAAGGAAACGACUCGAGAAGUAUAUGUGCUUUUUACCUUUGCCUUUGGUACCUUUUUCACUCACUCAACGAAAGAACAACACGUCAACAGCUUUUUUCCAUAAAUGCCGGGAACAAGGAUUACAGAUGAAGAUCGGAGGAAGAUUGGUCGUAAAUUCAUUUGCACCAGUUGUGAUUUACUGCUAUCAACUCCGAUGCAGACUUCUUGUGGUCAUUUGAUGUGUGCUUCAUGUGUUGAUGUUCUGCUAGAGAGCUCAAACCCAAGAUGUCCUGAUGAUGGCACAGAAUUGACGAAAGAUCAGGUAUUUCCUGAUGCAUUCACUAAACGUGAAUUGCGAGCAUUGUCCUUACAUUGUGCUAACCCUGGCUGUCGUUGGCAUGGCACGUAUGUUGAACUAGAGGCUCAUUCCCUGGUGUGUGAACAUGCGCAGAUCAACUGUGCCAAAUGUAAGAAGAAUUUCCAACGUUCUCAUUUGAGUGAGCAUUCGAAGAACGAAUGUGAAUAUCGCAACGUGAAGUGUAAUCAUUGCUACAAAGAUAUUCCAUUUGCUUCUCUUAAGGAUCAUGUCACUACAAGCUGUGAGGGUGCGCCAGUGACUUGCAAAUUCUGCAAGCAAAAGGUUUUGAGACGAGACCUUGAAAGACACGAACAAGUCGUGUGUGAAGAGGUUCCAGGAGAAUGCGAAUUUCAGGCCGUGGGUUGUAAUCAUGACAAGACUUUAAAACGAAGGGAGCUACGCCAACAUAUGAAUGACGGUUUGAUUGACCAUGUUCGAUUUUUGCUCCAGUUUUUUCUCAAUUUGCUUUCUCAACUUGGUACAUAUGUCCCACGGCCAGAGUUUGCAGGAAUCAUUCAGAAAAUACGCGAUGAUAUCUCCGAAGUUCGUUCAGGUUUGGCUGAAAAGUUUGUGAUGUUGGUUGGAAAGUUAACUGGGUUGGAGAGGCGAAUUGAAGGUUUGGAGGCAGGUGGUGGCCAUGGGAGAGGGAGUGAUGAAAUCCGUGAGUUGAGAGCGAGUAUUCAGAGCAUGACCACCGAAAUCAACAGCUUAGCUGAAAAAGUGAGAAGUUUGGAGCGAGAAUUGAGAGAAAAAGAUGCACAAAUCGACCGGAUGCGAAGUAGAAUGGAUCAAAUUGACGAGUCUCUUGCCCUUAACACCGUGAAAAUCACUGAUUUGGAGUCGCAGCGAGGACCACGUGCACAGCAGCUCAUUCAUAGCUACAAUGGUACCUUACUGUGGAAGAUUGACAACUAUCAGAGAAAACGUCAGGAUGCUAUCAACGGAGUGAAGACGGCCUUGUAUAGUCCACAUUUCUACAGCGCUCAGUACGGGUACAAAUUGUGUGCAAAGAUCUAUAUGAACGGAGAUGGAUUUGGGAAAGGAUCGCAUUUGUCCUUGUUCUUUGUGGUGAUGAGAGGUGAUUAUGAUUCUCUUCAAACCUGGCCAUUUCAAAAGAAGAUAACCAUGAUGCUCUUGGAUCAAGGUAACGGUGAUCACAUGGUCGAUGCGUUUCAUUCUGAUCCCCAAAGUUCCUCUUUUCAACGCCCAAAGUCUGAUAUGAAUAUCGCGAGUGGUUCUCCGUUGUUCAUGCCUAUUGAUAGUUUAAGUAAUCGUCAAUAUAUCAAAGACGAUGUUAUGUUCAUCAAGAUCAUCGUAGAUUAGCCGAACAGGUCGGAAUUUUGUCACUGGUUAUCACCACAGUACAUAUUGCUAGAUGUCGGGGUGUGUUGCUGGCGACAGGAUUCCGACAUGUUUCUGGAUCUAUUUACGUGAUACUACAGCAUACAAUGAAGUCGAAAAUUGUAAGCCUUUGUUUUGAACUAAAGUCGUUGAUUGUGCAGUGAACAACCACAGCAGCAAGGGCAUAUUAUGGUGGAACAUUUUGUUUUUAUCGUUUCGUUUCCAUUAUACAUCGAAAAGUUGAAGUGAAUCAAGUCUUUUCACUCUCAUUCUCGUCGUCUUUCAUAAUGUGAACUCAAAUACAUUACUUGCUUUUGCAUAUUUCUGUUGUCCUGUUCUUAUGGUUAGGCACACGUAUGGAAUACGUUCAAAAAAUUUGUCUUUCAUUGGUGAAGUUUUUCCGGGUCUUGAUUCAGGCCUGAUGAUGUUUCUUUUCAGAAAUUGAUGUGUUGCUUAUAGAUCAGAAGUCUGAAAAUGACGCCUUUGGAUUUCUUAAUAUUUGAAUUCGUGUUUCUCAGUUCUUAUCCCAUAUAAGAAUUCUUCUUUCUUGCCUAAUUCUGCUAGUUUGUUCUUCAGUGAUUCAUUGCAAUAGGAAAAUACAUGUCAUUUACAGUUAAGGCUUAAGCAUUUCAAAUUCAAUUCUUCGAUGCCUCUUAACUGAGUUCAGUUUUCGUAAAAUAAUGCGUCAACUUCUCGAUUAUCGAUUGUUUUUAUCCUUUUCUUUGCUUUGUUUCCUCCUGUAUCGUCUUGUUUCGUCUUAUAUCUGUUUUCAGACAUUUCUUUUGCAUUCUUACAUUUUUGCAGGAUAUACACAGGACACUUUCAACAAUUGUUCUUUCUUCAUGGCCACGUUUGUUCUGCGUCAAUUUCUUGCCUGAUGAUGUUUCAUUUCAGAAAUUGAUGUAUUGCUGAGUUAUGGACCAGAGCAAUCGAAACUGUUGGAUUAUGAAAUAUUGUCGUAUAGUGUUUCCUAAUUGUUAUCCUUUAUAAAGAAUUACUUUCUCCACUUUUCCUCACUUCGUCUAGUAUGUGCGUAGAGCUUUGGGAUUAUCGUUGUAUAGGAUCGAUAGAUAUCGUAAGAUAUUUUCUUCAUGACGGUGAGUUUAUGCCCAUAUAUCUGCCAUGUAUCUUUACAGUGACUUGAGAAGAGUUGUUGCGUGCGUGUUUGUAAAGGCUUUGUCUGAAGAGAUUCUUGCUUCUAAGCCGGAAAAUUUCGUGGUUGUGCCGGUCUUUCUCUUACUAACAUCUUCCAGUUGGCUACCUAUUGUUGGCUAUUUUCAUGAGUUGUCCUUGUCUGUCAGUCGGUCGUUCAAACUGCAUUCAAUUUAACGUUUUUCAAAGCAAGGCAGGCUGUUAAAGGUCAAGAAUUCCUAACCCGUUGCGUUUUGUCGUGUUAUAACACGAAUAAAGAGUGCUCUCAUAACCUUGUAUGCUUCGUAAAUAUAAAUAGAUCUAUUAUGGCUGGUAUUAUUUUAACACAAUUGUAUGUUUAUAUAUAUAUAUAAGUCUCAUUUAAAACGUUUAGUAAAUUGGUAAAACCAAAAAUGCUCAUUUCAUUGUUUACCGAAGACGAAGACGUCUCGUGACGACUUCAGAUGGUUGAAAAACUAGUUGAUUUUGGCAUUUUGCAAUUUACUAUACAAUAACUAUACAGAUAAGUGCAAAGGAUGAUGGAUAAAGCUCUAUUCGAGGGGGAAGCUUAUAUA
This is a messenger RNA of Dendronephthya gigantea, 3568 nucleotides long. RefSeq names its product TNF receptor-associated factor 3-like. Bases 288 to 1844 code for a protein of 518 amino acids. Gene Ontology annotation, biological process: tumor necrosis factor-mediated signaling pathway; positive regulation of JNK cascade; protein K63-linked ubiquitination. The record is from RefSeq and is a predicted model, not a curated record. NCBI's taxonomy places the organism in Eukaryota, Metazoa, Cnidaria, Anthozoa, Malacalcyonacea, Nephtheidae. Gene Ontology annotation, molecular function: ubiquitin protein ligase binding; zinc ion binding; tumor necrosis factor receptor binding. The transcript has 9 exons. Gene Ontology annotation, cellular component: plasma membrane signaling receptor complex; cytoplasmic side of plasma membrane.